This is a messenger RNA of Galleria mellonella (greater wax moth), 894 nucleotides long. It is a transcript of the gene Teh1, whose product is annotated as protein tipE. The coding region runs from base 16 to 783 and encodes 255 amino acids. The transcript has a single exon. Gene Ontology annotation, biological process: regulation of sodium ion transport. NCBI's taxonomy places the organism in Eukaryota, Metazoa, Arthropoda, Insecta, Lepidoptera, Pyralidae. Gene Ontology annotation, molecular function: sodium channel regulator activity. The record is from RefSeq and is a predicted model, not a curated record.
UAACCAACAACGCGCAUGCUCCAACAAUGCGCAUGUCUGAACUCUCUAGACCGCAUAUUUAGGACAAGACACACAUCAUGGGGUGACGCAGUGCUUGAAAAAAUGAAAGGCGGAAGUUCUGAACGCUUGGUCGUGAGACCCUCGCGGCGCAGAGGAGAGACACGCGCCAAGCUCACCCGGUAUAUAACUGUAACGUUAGCAGCUUUAUUGGGUGGAGGCGGUUCCGCUUUGCUCUUUCUCGUUCCCCUGUACGCUGAUCCAGCACUAAGUGCUCUAGCCGCAGACUUCGACCCGGUGCCAGCCGAGUGUGUCACAGAGAGGCGCGACGACAGACUCGGGCUUGAUAACUGUACGUGGGCGUCUUGCAGAGAAGGCUGCACCAGUGACGCGUACAAAUGCAUACAGUUGCACGUCAAAUACAAAGCGUAUUCAGAGGAUUGGCGUCCGGCCGUAUUGUUCGUAAAUAUAAAGGGCUGUGGGUAUCCGCCGACAGUGGAUUGCGAGAAUUUUACGACUAGCUACGGAUAUGUCGGAGCCAAGUAUCCAUGCUACUGGUCAAGAGCUGACACGAGUGUAGUGGUGCCGCGGUGGUCACGAGGUGAACAAGUUGCGACAGUGACGAGGACCCUGGCGUUGCCUCUGUUUCUCUCUGGAUGUGCUGGGAUCGGACUGUGCGCUCUGCACUGCGAGUGUAGGCCACGUCGCAGGCGCCGCCCUCCGCGUCGUCCUCCUCGCUUGCCUACUUUGUCACCCGAUGACACUUCGGUCUACAGGCUAGCUUAGGCUCGCCGUAAGGUCCAAUAAAGCUGUAACUAUUUUAUUACAAAUUAAAAGUAUUUAAAUUUAUUUUGGAUGAGGACUAAUGUAAAUAAAAAAUGUAUAUAUUUAUGUUCA